This is a messenger RNA of Epinephelus fuscoguttatus (brown-marbled grouper), 3111 nucleotides long. It is a transcript of the gene syt11b, whose product is annotated as synaptotagmin XIb. Gene Ontology annotation, molecular function: calcium-dependent phospholipid binding; clathrin binding; calcium ion binding. The coding region runs from base 271 to 1662 and encodes 463 amino acids. The transcript has 4 exons. Gene Ontology annotation, cellular component: axon; membrane; synapse. Gene Ontology annotation, biological process: regulation of calcium ion-dependent exocytosis; vesicle fusion; cellular response to calcium ion. Lineage: Eukaryota; Metazoa; Chordata; Actinopteri; Perciformes; Serranidae. The record is from RefSeq and is a predicted model, not a curated record.
GCGAGCUCCUCCGCGCAGCCUCCCUGCAUCCUAGCGCGAGCAUCACUGCGCACCGAGCCGAGCACCGACAGAGACACCGACGGCUCAGUCAGCGGACAUAUGAGGUCUUUAUUCCCCGGGACCAGCGGCUUGUUUUCGGUGUAUUUCUCUCCCCGUCGCCUCUCUAUGGAUGUGAAGUAAGGGCGGGGCCGGUAUUCAGUCGGUGUCCUCUCCAUCUCUCUGCUCUUCUUCCCGCUCCGUCAGGACCGUACCCUGCCACAAACCCACAAAAUGGCGGACAUCAUCGAGCUGGGACCCGCCUACGCCAUGUCUCCGGUCCUGGCGGGCUUCCUGGGAGCUGGUGUUCUGGUUUUGGUCGUGGUUGUUCUGGUUCUGCUCUGGUCUUUCUGUCAGCGCCGUUACCUGCGCGUCUCUGGACGCUACAAACUGCAUGGCGACCGUUACUGCGAUGCCGAAGACCCCCCCUACAAGUUCAUCCACAUGUUGAAGGGCAUCAGCAUUUACCCAGAAUCCCUCAGCAGCAGCAAGAGGAUUGUACGAGGCAUCCGGCGCGCGGACCGCUCUGACCGUGACGGAGAGCGAAGCUGUCCCACCAGUGCCGGCACUGGGAGGGGCAUGGUGCUGGUGGAUGCAGAGAACAACAUCCUUGACGUCCCAGGGCAGCUGCAGAUGAGUCACCUAGUGCCGCCCGCCCACGGCCAGGCCCGAGUGGAGCGGGCGCUGCCGGUCCGUGCCGACUACUGCUGCCUGGACAGCAGCUCGGCCAGCAGCAGCCAGACCAGCAGCAAGACAGCCUCCCCCUUCACCCCCGCCUCCUCGGAUCCUGAGCCCGAGCCCAGCCUGGGCACAAUCAGCCUCACCGUCGACUACAACUUCCCCAAGAAGGCCCUCGUGGUGACCAUCGUCGGGGCCCGGGGCCUCCCCGCCAUGGAUGAGCAGGCGGGCAGCUCAGACCCCUACGUGAAGAUGACCAUCCUGCCAGAGAAGAAGCACCGCGUCAAGACCCGCGUGCUGAGGAAGACCCUGGACCCGCUGUUCGACGAGACCUUCACGUUCUAUGGCGUGGCCUACAGCUCACUGCCUGAGCUCACGCUGCACUUCCUGGUCCUCAGCUUCGACCGCUUUGCCCGUGAUGAUGUCAUCGGGGAGGCCGUGGUGCCGCUGAAGGGCGUGGACCCGAGCACGGGCCGAGUCCACCUGAGCCAGCAGAUCACCAAGAGGAACAUGCAGUGUGAGAGUCGUGGAGAGCUGCUGGCGUCUCUGUCCUACCAGCCGGUGUCUCAUCGUCUCAGCGUGGUCGUCCUGAAGGCUCGACACCUCCCCAAGAUGGACAUCACCGGCCUGUCAGCAAAUCCGUACGUGAAGGUGAACAUCUUCUACGGACGUAAGCGCAUCGCCAAGAAGAAGACCCACGUGAAGAAGUGCACCCUGAACCCGGUCUUCAACGAGUCCUUCAUCUACGACAUCCCACCCGAGCUCCUGCCCGAGAUCUCCGUGGAGUUCCUGGUGGUCGACUUCGACCGGACCACCAAGAACGAGGUGCUGGGCCGCCUGCUGCUCGGCCUCCACAGCCCCGCCCCCUCCGGAGCCUCCCACUGGAGGGAGGUCUGCGAAAACCCCCGCCGGCAGAUCUCCAAAUGGCACAACCUGAGCGAGUACUGAGGGAGGACCGCCAGAAACCAGCUGACUCCACCCAUCGGCUGGGACUCCACCAGUGGACCCCACUGGGAAAUAAAAACUCAGUGUACAGCACAUACACGCACACACACACACACACACACACACACACACACACAUAUAUAUACAACAAAUACAACACAUACAACAAACACACACACACACGCACAACACACACACACUGUUGUGAUCAUAGUUAAACACUCUCUCUGUCUCUACUCUUUCUCUUUCUUCCACCACGACAUUCGCAGUCUGAUAAAAAUCCCGCAGUUCUUUAAAGAAAAGAAGACGAGCUGUUUUUAAAAGAGAAACCAUGAGUCCAUUUCUCAGACUGUCCUCAUGUCUCCUGGCUGUCCAUGUGUGUAGACGGGGGGAAGGAAUGCUCACAUAUCAUUUAAAAAAUAAGAAAAAAAGAUUCCCCUCUUGCUGUUGUUGUCAUGCAGUUCAUUGCAUGUCUGUCCCAAGAAAAAAAAAACAAAGCAAAUGAAGAGCUGCUGACUGAUCGACAGGAAGACGGUUUAAAUAUUCACUAACACUGCAUUUAACUAAUAUAUCCAAUAUAAAUACUCCUCAUUAGGACCAAAUAAGAAACUGCUACAAAGCUCCCACGUCUCGCUCCUGAUACUCGACCACAUGAUCCAAUAUUUGACAUGUUUCUGGGGGUUAACGGAGGUUUUAGUCGGCAGCAUGCUCCCUGCCUCUCAACGAUCAUCUUCACUCAUCGGUCCCGCAGACUGAACCCCGAUCCUGGAGGAGGCGGAGUCUCCGUCAUCGCCCUCAUCUUAAUGUGGAUUUACAAAUAUCAGACACUGAUGAAUCAAGCAGACUGAGAGACGAUGUAAAAUACGUGUUUGUAACAUGAAUGAUAUUUAAUUUACAAAAUCCUUGAGAUGCUCUGAUGGAAGCAGGAAGCAGCUGUGGCGGCUGAUUGAAACCUGUCGUCAUGACUUCAUUAUGUCGUCGUUAUCUGGACUGCGUCACAGAAAUCACUGAGUUUGUUAUCUGGAGAUAAUAAGACAGAAACAUUUUGAUAUUUGAGUCAAUACUUUCUCAUCACAAUUAAGUAUAUAGACGAUGUUGUAAUCAAACCAAACACAGACACUUUGUGUUUUAUCUCAACAUGAUGAAGUCUUGAUCAGGGGCGCAAAGUUCUGGCAAUAUUCAAGGUGGAAACUUUCCAUGGGAAUUAAUGAAGUGUAAAUACUUAUAUAAUAUUUCCUCAGGCUGUUUUCACCACGUGUCAUGUAGAUAGAAACAAACCUUUGGCCGUCACAAGCAGACAUGACUGUUUAAAACAGGAAUGAAAAAAUCAGCUUUAUACCUUCUUUGCAGAUGACAUCACACAUUAGUGUCCAGGCAAAGACUGAACCUGCAUUAAUGCCUUUGAUUUUUUAUUUUAUUUUUAUUUUUUUAUUUAUUUAUUUUUUUUUUUUA